Molecule: messenger RNA, 799 nt
Organism: Ascoidea rubescens DSM 1968
Lineage: Eukaryota; Fungi; Ascomycota; Saccharomycetes; Ascoideales; Ascoideaceae
Product: DUF3237 domain-containing protein
Exons: 1
Coding region: 196-711 (171 amino acids)
Source: RefSeq, a predicted model, not a curated record
CAAGCGAACUCCGAACUUCCUCAUCAAACACUAUUCAACCCCCGACUCUGAUUGAUCCAUGCCGCCUUCCUUCCUUUCAUUCCAUUUCAUAUAUAUAAUCUCCGAUCCACCCACUUUUAUUCAUAUCUACAUCUCUUCUUUUUCUUUUUCUUAAACAACUCAAUUCCGCUUUAUCCCAUCGUCUUCCACACCAAAAUGUCUGCUCCACCUAUUCCAACUCUCAAACCCGUUAUCUUUAUCAACAUCAUUGUCGAUGAACCUUCUGUAGUUUAUUCCAAUGACACUACUUCCUUGACAUAUGUCAACAUCAAAGGCGGCUACACAAAAUCUCUUGAUAAUGAUCUUCCCUUUGAUUGUGACAUUAUUGCCGGCACUGAUCACAUCACUUCGAUUAAUGGCAUCUCCAAUCCUCCAGUCAGUAACCUUGACUGCAGAAUCUUAUUGAAAUCAAAGAAAAAUGGCGGUGGCAUUGAAAUGAAAUAUUCCGGUGUGGUUCAAAUCAACAAAGCAAUCGCUGAUGUCUUUUCAAAGGCUUCUUCCACAAUGGAAUACACCGAUGGAUAUCUCAGUAACUCGCCUUAUUUUUUAUUAGAUGGUUCCUGUGCUGACGAAAAAUGGGUAUCAAAUCAAAAUUUCAUUGGUAAAGGUCGCUUUGUCAGAGAUCAACAAGGCAACUUAACCGUUCAAUAUUAUAUUUACAUCUUCAAUUGAUCCCCUUUUAAAUUUACGACUUUUCUUCUUUUUCUUCUUUUUUCCAUUUAUUUAUUUUAUAUUUAAAUUCUGAUAAUAUAAUAAAAAA